AUGAGGAAUGGUCAACACAAAUACAACAAUGCUAAAACGGAAGAUAAUAUAGGUAAUCAGAUCAACAAUGAUAACAACCAUAAUGGGUAUAAUGAUAACAGAACUAAUAGUGAAUAUCCAAAAACAUCACAUCUACAGCAUAGCCCGUCUCUGGUACAUUUAAAUGAUCAUAAAUUCACGGCAAAACCAUCUCGACAUGCUUACAUACAAAGAAACAGCAUAUAUACACUUAACACAAAUAAUAAUAUGGAAAAUACAAAUAACGAAUCGCAUACGGUUCCAAAUUUAUUUAUUCAAAAAAAUCAAAAAGCCCCCCAAAAGCCAGCUACCCAAAAAAAGCCAACGGUCCAAAAAAAAACAGAGGCCCCUGAAAUUGUAUAUGGUAAUUUGGACUACCUUAAUACCUUCGAUGACACUAAUAAUAUAAUUUCUGCGUUUAAACCUCACCACCCAAUUAUAUAUUACUUCAAGGAAAUGGAACAUUUUGCAAAUAGUUACUAUGACCUGAGGAGUAAAAUUAGGGAUUAUUUUGCUCUUCCGAUGAAACAGGCUUUCGAUGUCGUAGAGCAAAAUGUAAAAGACUGUUUGAAGAACAUAAAUGAAUUGAGAACAUUAAUGACUCAGUUAGAAAAUCCCCAAAACUAUAAUGAUAUAAGUAAUCAAUAUGCUGAAAAAGUAAAAGAAUACAAAAAGGAAAUUGAGGAUAUGCAAAAUUGUUUAAAAGACAAUUAUAAACAAAAUUUUAAAGCUAUCUUAUCUGCAAAAUUAAAAAUGAACCUCGCUUUAAAAGAUAUAUAUGCUAGCUGGUGGUCCCAAUUAAGUUCGACGGAUACUUACUAUGAUAUGGUUAAAAGAUAUGUAUUAGAAGUUAACAAAUUUGAUAAAAACACAUCAACUUCCUUUAUGGAUCAUAUAAAGAAAAUACAUAAUUCUGCUAUUGAUACAAUGAAGAAAAUGAAAGAAGAAUUAAAUACAAGUCUGGAUUCUGACAGAGUAGAAUUUAUAAUAGAAGAAAUUGGACAUAUGGUAGAAAAGUUUAAUCUUCACUUGUCUAAAAUGCGUUAUGGAGCUGAUUAUAUCAAAAAUAUUGAUUCACAAAAGAUAGAAAGUUACGUUUAUCAAGUUGAACUAAGAACUCUUUUUUAUGUGGCAGCUAAACACUACGCUGAUUUUAAGUUUAGUUUGGAACAUUUAAAAAUGUUUGAAAAUUUAUCCAAAAGCAAAGAAAAAAUGCUUUAUAGCACUUUUGAAAAAUUAGAGGGUGAUUUACUAAAUAAAAUAAACACCCUUAUGGGUUCUGAACAGUCUACCUCUGAUCUUACCUCUAUUAUUGCGGAUUCUGAAAAAAUCAUAAAAUCUGCAGAAUCAUUAAUUAAUUCGAGUUCUGAAGAGAUAGCAAAAUAUGCACUUGAUUCAAAUGAGAAAAUUAAUGAGAUAAAAAAAAAUUAUGACCAAAAGAUACUCAGUGUAAAAGAAUUUAUAAAUAAAUCAAAUGGGUUAAUUACAACUGUAAAAGGUACAUCUAAACUAAGUGAAUCAGAUAAGAAACAGAUAGAUAAAAAAAUAGAGAAAGUAAAAAAAAAUACAAACACUCUAGAGAGGGGAAAUGAGUUUAUAAAAAUAAUGAAUGAAGUAAAAACAAAAAUAAGCAAUUCUUCUAAUAGCGCUACAAAUUCAAAGGAUUUUUCUCAUAAAUUGAAAGAAUUACAAACUGAAUUUGAAGGGUUAAAUAAAACUAUCGAAGACGAUUUGCAAAAAAUAAAAGACAUAAAAGUAAAGGAAGAUGAGGAUCGUUCUAUGAAAAAUCAAAUAGAAGAACAUUUGAAAUAUGCGUCUGAUAACAGUGACAAAGUAAAAAAGUUAAUUUCCAAAAAUAAUGAAAUACAAAAUUAUAUUCAGAAAAUCGAAAAUUUGAUUAAAGACGCACCUUCUGGAAAAGAAAAAUUUACAACUCAGAAAACAGAUUUGCAAAACAAGGUAAAGACAAUAAUCGAUGAGUUUCAUAAGGAAGAUUUACAAUUAUUAUUAAAUAGUUUAUCAACAUUUUACGAGGAACACCAAAAGUUAUACAGAGAAGCAAGUACUAUAGAAAACAUUAAAGAGUUGCACCCAAAAAUAAAAGAAGAAUAUGAAAAACUUGAAAAAAAGAAUUAUAGUAAUAUUGAUCAAACAUUACAUAAUUUGGAUGCAGAACUAGAUAAACUGAAAGCUCUAGAGAAAAAUAUUGUAGAAGAGCAAACUAAUAAUAUCAAUAAAGAUAUGACAGAUUCGUUGAAUAAGUUAACUGCUGAAGUCAACAGUUUGAGAAGUGCCUUGGAUAGCUAUAAGGCGGAUGAAGGUCAUCUCAAAACCUAUAAAAACCAAAUAAAUGAGAGGAAAGAGAAAUUUCUCAGUACUUUAAAGGAACAAGAGGAUGAUAUUCCAGAUGGAAAAAAUAUUUAUGAAGAGUAUAAUAAACAUAAAGGUGUUAUGGAUAACAAAGAACAAAAAAUAACCAGUGAUAUAAAUCAAUGCAGAGAAAAUAUUAAAAAUGCUGAAAAAAAUAGAGAGAAAUUCAAUACUCUAGUGCAAACAUUAGAAGCACACACAGGAGAAAAAGAUCCGAACGUUCAUGAUUCAUUGGAAAAGUUUAAGACUAAUCUUGAAAAUUUAAAUUUGAGUAAACUAGAAACUGAAUUUAAAUCUCUCAUCGAUUCAGCUAGUACAACCAAUAAACAGAUUGAAAAUAUAAUAAAAAAUAUAGACACAAUUAAAUCAUUAAAUUUUACGAAAAAUAGUUCGGACAGCAGCAAAUUGUCAUUGGAAAAGAUAAAAGAAAAUAAAGCAGAUUUAAUAAAAAAACUAGAACAACACACUCAAGAAAUAGAAAAAUACACAUUCAUAGAAAAAGAAGAAACGUUACCCCUUUUAAGCGAUUUACGAGAAGAAAAAAACCGCGUACAGCGUGACAUGUCUGAAGAAUUGAUAAGCCAAUUAAACACAAAAAUUAAUGCUAUAUUAGAAUAUUACGAUAAAUCAAAGGAUAGUUUCAAUGGGGAUGAUGAAACAAAAUUGGAACAAUUAGAUGAGUUUAAAAAAGAGUGUCAAUACGUUCAACAAGAAAUAGAAAAGUUAACAACUAACUAUAAAGUUUUAGAAAAUAAGAUAAAUGACAUAAUUAACGAACAACAUGAAAAAGUUAUAACACUGAGUGAAAAUCAUAUAACAGGGAAAGACAAAAAGAUAAAUGAAAAGAUUCAACAAAAUAUAAAUUCGCUAAAUGAUAUGAAAACGAAAUUGGGUUUACUCGAAAUUAACCAAGAUAUCAAAAAUAGCAAAGAUGCUACAAUUAAAAAUAAAAUACAGGAAUUUGAAAACAAAGUUAAAACUAUACUUGGAAAUAUAGAUAAAGCUAAUAAUAAAAUAGAUGAAAUUAAAAGAGUGCACGUUGAGAAUAAAGUUGCAUUCGAUAAAGAAAAAGUUGAAAAUACAAAUUUCGAAAAAAAAAAGAAAAGCAUAGAAAAAGUUUAUGAACAAAUGGAAAAAACGAUUAAAGAAUUAGAGGAAAUGAAUGACGAAAGUAACAUAGCAAAAGAAGUAGAAGAAGCUCAAAUACAAUACAAAAGAAUUUUUAUUGAUCAUGAUGUUAAUUUGAUGAAUGAUGAAGUUGAAAAGUCCAAAACUGUGAUGGAAGAAAUCGAAUUAUAUAAAAAAGAAAUUGACCAAAUUAAAAAGAAAAUGAUUGAGUAUAAUAAAGCUGAUACAUCUAAUUUUGAUUAUACAGUACCAUACAACAGUGCUACACAGAGUAAAGCUAAAAUAGAACAAUUUAUUACGAAUGCUAAAACAAAAAAAGGAACGUCUGACGCCAGCCAAGAUAUAAAAGAAUUAGAACGUAUUAAAGAAGAGGUGCAUACUAAUUUACAACAAGUCAAACUAGAAAAUAAUUCUAUGGAGGAAAAGCGAAAACAAAUUCAUAAUAUGAAAAAUUUGCUAAUUUUGAACAAUUCUGAAACCAUAGCUAAAGAAAUAUCAAAUAAUACUCAAAACGCAUUAAAUUUUAGCCUGGAUGCAAAAAAAGAACUUAAAAAAACAGAUGAACUAUUACAAAGUGUGGAAGCUAAGAUAGCUGAGGCAGAGGCACAUAAAAAAAAAAUUGAUAUAGCUUUAGAAGAUGGACAAAUAGAUACGGAGGUAAGCAAAAUUGAACAAAUUAAUCAGGAAAUUAUGAAUAAGAGAGAUGAAAUUAAAUCCUAUUUAAGUGAAAUAAAAAAAUAUAAAGAGAAAUGUACAACCGAAAUCAGUAAUUCAAAAAGAGGAAAAGAUAAAAUUGAGUUCUUGAAAAUAUUUAAGCCUAAUGAAGAUAGCAAUCGGAAUAAGGUUAACAUUAAUGAAAUAGAUGGAAAUAUAAGCAAAUCUGAACAAUACUUAACAGAUAUAAAGGGCACAGAAAAACAAGCUAAUACAAAUGUAGAACUAUUCCAUAAUCAUGAAACAAAUAUCAGUAAUAUUUUCAAGCAAUCUGAAAUUUUAGGAGUAGAAACUAAAUCAAAAAAAAAAAUUAGAGAAGCAGAUGACAUAAUGAAAGAAAUUGAGGGCCACAAUUCUGAAAUUCAAACACAGGUGAAGAGUUUCCAAGAAAAUCUAAAUAAAUUGAACGAGCCCCAUAAUUAUGACAACGCAGAAGAUGAACUUAAUAAUGAUAAAUCUACGAGUGCAAAGGUGCUUAUACAGACUAACUUAGAAAGUGUAAAACAUAAUUUAUCCGAAAUUACUAACAUUAAAGAUGGAGGAGAAAACAUAUACAAUAAAGCUAAUGAUAUCAUGCAAAAAAUAAAAGCAAUUUCAAAAAAUUCUGCAGAGAAAACUUUGGACAAGGUGAAAGACGACCAUUCUAAUUAUGUUAAUUAUUUAGAUCAAAUAAUUACAGAAAGAGAUCUUAUCGUUACAGAAAAAAAUAGACUUAAUGGUAAAGAUUCCACUAUUAAAAAUAUAGAAGCGGCACUGAAAGAAUCCAAAAAGAAUUACGAAAUUGGACUUUUGGAAAAGUUAGAAGAAAUAGGUAAAAAUAUAAAAUUAAAGGUUGACAUAACCAAAGAAUCAAUAAAUUCAACAGUGGGAAACUUUUCUUCCCUCUUCAACAAUUUUGAUUUAAAUCAAUAUGACUUUAAUAAUAAUAUAAAUGAUUAUAAAAAAAAAAUGGGAGAAAUAUAUAACGAAUUUGAAGGAUCAUUAAAUAAAAUUAGUGAAAAUUUAAGAAAUGCUUCAGAAAAAGCUUCAGAUUAUAACUUAGCCAAAACACUGAGGCAAGAUGCACAGAAAGAAAAAGUUAAUCUAUUAAAUAAAGAAGAAGAGGCAAAUAAAUAUUUAAGAGAUGUUAAAAAAGUGGAAUCAUUCAGAUUUAUACUUAAUAUGAAAGAAAGCCUAGAUAAGAUUAAUGAUAUGAUUAAAACAGAAAAAUUAACAGUCGAUGAAGGACAUGGUAACGUUAAACAGCUAGUUGAAAAUAUUAAAGAUUUAGUUGAUGAAAACAACUUAUCAGAUAUGUUAAAACAAGCAUCAGGCAAAAAUGACGAAAUACAGAAAAUAACGCACUCUAUGCAUAAAAAUAAAGCAAAAACUAUUUUAGGACACGUAGAUACUUCUGCAAAAUAUGUAGGCAUUAAAAUAAUGCCAGAGUUGGCAUUAACAGAAUUGUUAGGAGAUUCAAAUUUGAAAAAUGCACAAGAAUUAAUAUUUGAGCCCAAAACUAAUGUACCACUAGAAACAGAACAUAUGUCAAAGAAUACAAACGAACUGGAUGUUUAUAAAAAUAUACAGGAUGCUUACAAGGUUGCAUUGGAAAUACUUGCCCACUCAGACGAAAUAGAUACAAAACAAAAAGACAGUUCUAAAUUAAUAGAAAUGGGAAACGAAAUAUAUCUUAAGGUUGUGCUAAUAAAUCAAUACAAAAAUAAAAUAAGCUCUAUAAAAAUUAAGGAAGAAGCUGUUUCAGGCAAAAUAGACAAUGUUUCCAAAAAACAUAGUGAGUUAAGCAAAAUUACAUGCAGCGAUAAAACUUACGAUAACAUCAUAGCGUUAGAGAAACAAACUGAAUUACAAGAUCUACGCAAUUCUUUCACGCAAGAAAAGACCGAAACGAAUAGCGAUUCGAAGUUGGAAACAAUUACAAAAGAUUUCGAAAGUUUGAAAAAUGCAUUAAAAACACUGGAAGGAGAAGUUAAUGCUCUAAAAGCAAGCUCGAACGAUCAUGAAUAUGUAAAAGGUAAAAGUGCACCAAUAAAUGCUGUGCAAACCGAAAUGGAAAAGACAGAAACAGGCAUAGAUAGCCUUGAUACGGCCCUUGAUGAAUUAUUACAAAAAGGAAGGAAAUGCGAAGUAUCUAGGUACACAUUGAUAAAGGAUACCGUUGUCAAAGAAAUAAGUGAUGACACCGAAUUAAUCAACACUAUAGAGAAGAAUGUUAAAGCAUACUUGGCAUAUGUUAAAAAAAAUUAUGAAGACACAGUGCAGGAUGUUCUCACAUUAAAUGAACAUUUCAAAGAAAAACAGGUAAGUAAUCACGAGCCAACUAAUUUUGAUAAAUCAAAUAAGUCAUCCGAAGAGUUAACUAAAGCUGUUACUGACUCAAAAACAAUAAUAAGUAAACUAAAAGGUGUAAUUAUAGAAGUUAACGAAAACACUGAAAUGAACACUAUAGAAAGCAGUGCAAAAGAAAUUGAAGCUCUCUAUAACGAAUUAAAAAAUAAAAAAACAUCAUUAAACGAAAUUUAUCAAACAUCAAAUGAAGUUAAAUUGCAAGAAAUGAAAUCAAAUGCUGAUAAAUACAUCGAUGUAUCUAAAAUAUUUAACACUGUAUUAGACACUCAAAAGUCAAAUAUAGUAACUAAUCAACAUAGCAUAAACAAUGUUAAAGACAAAUUAAAAGGAAAGCUACAGGAAUUAAUUGACGCUGACAGUUCAUUUACAUUAGAGUCCAUUAAAAAGUUUAACGAAAUAUAUAGUCAUAUUAAGACUAAUAUAGGUGAACUAGAACAGUUACAACAAACUAAUAAAAGUGAACAUGAUAAUGUCGCAAAGCACAAAGAAAAAAUUGUACAUUUAAUAAACAGGGUAGAAAGUUUGAAAGGUGAUGUGAAAAAUCAUGAUGAUGACCAAUAUAUGAAAAAAUUAAAUGCUAGUCUAUUAAAUGAUAAUAUUAAAAAUACAACGAAUUCUAUAAACAUAUCAGAUGAAGAACUUAAGAAACUAUUGAAAAAAGUUGAAGAGAAUGAUCAGCUAUGUAAAAAUAACAAUACGCAGAACUUCAUUUCGGACAUUAUGAAACGUGUAGAAGACUUGAAUAGACGAUUUACAGAAAAUUUACCGGAAAAAGAAAAACUUCAUCAAAUUGAAAACAACUAUAAUGAAAUUAGUUCAAUAUUUAGUGAAAUAAACUUACAAGACGUCGAUGAAUUUGUUGCAAAAAUUCACAAACAAAUUGAUGCUGAAAAGGCAAGCGUAAAUAAUGUAAGAGAGGCUGAAAAAAUAAGGACCGCAAUCCAAAAUGUUACAAGUUAUGAUACAGAAAUAAUAAGUAGACUAUCUGAAAUGAAUAAUGUACUAGAAAGGAUUACUACACGGAAAACAAAAAUGGAUCAAUUAUUAAAAUCAUUGUCCCCAGAUAAUACAAGUCUAAAUUUAAAUGCAAGAACACACGUAAGGAAAUCAGAAGACAUAAUUAAACAGCUAAAUAGCCAUAUAGAAAAAAUAACAGAACUAAAUACAUAUGCCCAUGAAGUAAUGACAUACUUAGAAAAUGAACUAAAUAAAUUAUUAAAACAACUUGAAAUUGAAAGUGCAAAAGUUGAGCCUGAAGCUUUGCCAAGUGAUACGGAAGUAAAAGAAGAAAAAGUUCCACCAACGGUAACAGAAAAUGGUCCACAAGAGAAUUUGACAAGCGUUCCCCAAGAGACAUUAGAAGAUAACACACCACAGAUCCAAGAAAAUGUUGUACAAGAGGAUUCAGUAAUCGCUCCUCAGGAGCAAGUAGAAUAUAGUACACUAGCGGUACCAGAAAAUGAUGAAACAACAGAAGAAGAAAGUGAACAUGACGAUGCGCAUGACGAUACGCAUGACGAAUCACAAACUGGAAGGGAUUCAACGGCAAAAGAAGCAAUUGGAAAGACUCGUUUAGCAGGAGCUGUUAUUAUUGCCAUGUCUGUUUUAUCCGGAUUUAUUAUAAUAGUAUUUAAAGAUAAAGAUGAAGAAGAAAAGGAUCACAACGAACACGGAUAUAACGAAGCAUUUGGAGAACAUGACGAAUAUAAUAUGCAUGAUAAAGAAGAAGUUAUCGAAGUUUGCUUUAAUGAAGAAGAUUAA
Molecule: messenger RNA, 8340 nt
Organism: Plasmodium vivax (malaria parasite P. vivax)
Lineage: Eukaryota; Apicomplexa; Aconoidasida; Haemosporida; Plasmodiidae
Product: reticulocyte binding protein 2 precursor (PvRBP-2), putative
Exons: 1
Coding region: 1-8340 (2779 amino acids)
Source: RefSeq, a predicted model, not a curated record